AUGAAAUAUAUAAAUGUAAAUUAUAGAAAUUUGUAAUAAAGGUUUUAUGAAUCUUAUUAAUUACAAUGUAUUUAUUUUCAUCGUAUUAGUGAAAUAUAAUUGCAUUAUUGA
Molecule: messenger RNA, 111 nt
Organism: Paramecium tetraurelia
Lineage: Eukaryota; Ciliophora; Oligohymenophorea; Peniculida; Parameciidae
Exons: 1
Source: RefSeq, a predicted model, not a curated record